Paramecium pentaurelia is the source of this 1820-nucleotide messenger RNA. Lineage: Eukaryota; Ciliophora; Oligohymenophorea; Peniculida; Parameciidae. The record is from the annotation of a GenBank genome assembly.
AUGGCUCUUCAGAAAAUAACUUGUUAAAUACCAGAAGGAUAAAUAUACUACUUUGAAAUUGAAGUUUAGAAUAUUAGAAGUGAAUUGUCUAAAAGAAUACACCAUAUACCGUAUGAUAACAUAAUUUUAGUUGAUGAUUAGGAUAAAGUAUAUAGUGCAUCGACUGCUUUAUAUUCUUAAAAAUAUAAUAAUUUAAUGAAAGAAUUAUCCUACACGGUUAUUGAUGCUUAAUAACUUUAUAGAGAGUAUAAAGAAUUGAUUAAAAUGAAAAGUAAGUAUUAUCAAGAGUUAAUCGAGACUGCUAAAGAAUUAUCAGAAAUUAAAGAAAAAGAAAUAUAAUACAAAACUAUUAUAUAAUAAUUAUCUGAAAAAAAUACAAGUGAAGAGGUCAAUAUUCUAAUAACAAAAUUAACAGAAAUUGAUAAGAUAAAAGCAUAAAAAGAAGUAUAAAUUUAAGAUAAAUAUAAUUAUCCUGAAUCAGAAUUAGAUUAGAGGAUUAUUAAAAGUUUAAAUUAAGAAGAUAUUAUAAUAAAAUUAUAAGAAGAAAAUAUUAAAUAAUAAAUUAAAAUUGAAGAACUACAAAUAAAAUCAAAUUAAGAAACAAAUUAAAAUUGGCAAAGUUAAUGUUAAUUUUUAAACACUUAAUUGUAACAAUAUCUAAAACAACAAAAAAUGGCCAUUUAAUCCUAUUAUGAUUUAGUUUCAUAUAUAGAUGAUCUGGAAUUUAGUAUUCAAGAGUUGAGAGUGGAAUUUGAAUAUUCAAAAAAUAAUGAAGAAAAAUAUAAAUCAUAGUUAAAAUUAGAAAAGAAUAAAUUAGAUAUAGCUAAUGAAAAGUUGUCUUAAUUUGAAAUUAUUGUUCUAGAAAAAGAAUUUUAAAUUAAAAAGUAUGAAAGAGAAUAAAAACUACUAGAAUGUAAUUCAUCAAAUGAAAUUCAAGAUGAUAAAGAUAAAAUUACUGGUUUAAUGGAGAUAUUAAUGUAAUCACCCCAUAAAAUUUACGAAUUUGAAAAAUAAUAGAAUGAUUAAUUAAAUUAGGCAGAUUAUGAAAUUUUUGAAAUAAAUAUGGAUAAUGAUUUAGCAAAUGAACUUUUGAAUAAAAAUUAAUAUGUUUAAUUUGAAUAAUGUUUAAAAGCAAAUUCAAAGGGUGAUAUAAAAUUAAGUUAAAGUAUUCAACCAAAUUCUGAAUCUAUAUUUUUUAAGGGUUAUUUAAGUGUUGUUAAGUAGGCAACAUAAAAUGAAUAUAUAGGAAAUUUCUUUUUAAUAGAAGAACUUGUUUCCUAAAAUCAACCAUUUAAAACUAUAGAUGAAGCAAUUUAACUAUCGAAAAAUAAUUUCUUUUGUUAAUUAUUAAUGGAAAAAUUUAAUAAAAUGUUAAAUUCAUCAAAAAUUAAAGAAGGAGAUUAUCAAAUUGCCAGAUAGUUUGUGUUAAAAGCUAAAGGUAUAUUUUGAAUUUAUAAAUAUAAUAGAUAAAGAAGUAUAUUAUUAUUGUGAAAUGGUAAAUGAAGGAGAAUUUAGAAAGAUAAAUAGUGGAAUAUUCCAGCCUAAAAUGAACGAAAUAGAUUCAUAUUUUAAUGAAUUUUCUAAAUACGUCUAUUAAUUUUCAAAUGAAAAUUAUAUUAUUACUCAUCUUUAAAUUUGUGGAAAAAAUGUUUAUGAUAUGAUAGUCAGUACUACUAACAAAGGAUCUUUUUCAAUACUAGAUUAAGGAGAAAAUGAAAUUCGAAAGUUUUUACAAAUUAUUGAUAAUUAACCUGCCUAAAUGAUUAAAACCUAUUGGAAUGAUAAUAUAGAAGCCAUAACUAAGGAAGAAUUUAAAUGAG